This is a messenger RNA of Panonychus citri (citrus red mite), 5063 nucleotides long. It is a transcript of the gene fliI, whose product is annotated as protein flightless-1-like. Gene Ontology annotation, cellular component: actin cytoskeleton; nucleus; cytoplasm. The record is from RefSeq and is a predicted model, not a curated record. Gene Ontology annotation, molecular function: phosphatidylinositol-4,5-bisphosphate binding; actin filament binding. The coding region runs from base 149 to 3988 and encodes 1279 amino acids. The transcript has 6 exons. Gene Ontology annotation, biological process: actin filament severing; barbed-end actin filament capping; actin polymerization or depolymerization. Lineage: Eukaryota; Metazoa; Arthropoda; Arachnida; Trombidiformes; Tetranychidae.
UCAGUUUUCUAUCAGGCCUCUUAUUGAAGAGAAGUUAAUUUUGUAUUUAAUUUAUUAAUCAACUGUUUUUUUCUUAAUGAAUUCGUUGACUGGAUUGUAAUUAAACCAUUGUAAUCAACGAUAGGAGAACUUUAAUCAAUCGACCGGGAUGUCAUCAACCGGUGUUCUACCCUUCGUCCGAGGGAUUGACCUCAGUAGGAAUAAUUUCCAGGAGGAGGAUUUUACCAAAAUUGUUACUGAAAUGAGUGAUCUAAGGUGGCUUAAGCUUAACCGGACAGCCAUGAAUUGGGUACCUGAAGAAUUGGCUAAAUUAACCAAAUUAGAAUCACUUUCAUUGAUAAAAAAUAAUCUAGUUUCCCUUCAAUCUGACAUUGUUGCCAUGAACUGUUUAAGGUAUCUCAAUGUACGCGAGAACAAGAUCAAAAAUGGUGGUCUUCCGUCUUCCCUAUUUGAGCUUAAAGAGCUUUUAGUUCUUGAUUUAAGUCGAAAUCAAUUGAAAGAAGUGCCCACCGAAUUGGAGCACGCUAAAAGUCUUCUAGUUCUAAACUUAAACCACAAUCAAAUUGAUUCGAUUCCUAAUCAACUAUUUGUCAAUCUAACAGAAUUGAUGUAUUUAGAUUUGAGUUAUAACCAACUAGAAACAUUACCUCCUCAACUUAGAAGAUUAGUCAAAUUACAAACUCUAAAUCUCAGCUGUAAUCCCCUUGGACAUAACCAAUUACGGCAGAUACCAGCUCUGUUAUCCCUUCGAUCCUUAAAUCUACGUAACACCCAACGUAAUGUACAAAAUUUACCUUCAUCCCUGGAAUCUCUGGUUCAUCUUAGCGAAUUAGAUUUAUCCGAAAAUCAACUCGACUCAGUGCCACCCGUGUUAAACACAAUACCAAACCUUAAAAGGCUUAAUCUUAGUGGAAAUUGUAUCACAAACUUGGAUCCAAAUUUUGGUGAUACAUGGAAACAAUUAAAUACACUUAACUUAUCACGUAAUCAACUUACCUCUUUACCAGUAUCAAUAUGUAAAUUAACUCGACUCCGAAGACUGUACAUUAGCUUUAAUGAAAUUGAUUUUGAUGGUAUACCUUCCGGUAUCGGUAAACUUGCCAAUCUAGAAGUUUUUGUCGCCUCAAAUAACAAUCUAGAAAUGAUACCCGAAGGAAUUGUCCGCUGUGGUAGACUGAAGAAAUUAAGCCUUUCCCAUAAUCGAUUGAUAACUUUACCCGAUGCCAUACACCUUUUAAACGAUUUAGAAAUUCUCGAUCUCUCUGAUAAUCCUGAUCUUAUUAUGCCACCGAAACCUCCAGAAUAUCAUUCAUACUCCAAAGGAAGUGGAAUUGAAUAUUAUAAUAUCGACUUCUCAUUAAAGACCCAAUUAAGAAUGGCAGGAGCUGCUGCGCCUAAAAACCUCGCUUCGCCCACAUCACCAAGUAAAGAUCCGAUCGCACGUAAAUUGAGAUUACGUCGACGCCAUCGAAAUGCUGCUGAAGAUGAUGAGACAAAUCAAGCAAAAGUUCUUAAAGGAAUGAGUGAAUUAGCAAGAGAAAGAGAUCAACUUGUUGAUGAUCUUUCAGAGUCAAGUGAUGCCAAUUUAAAGCCUAAAAGAUGGGAAGAUGCAUUAGAAAAACCGCCAUUGGAUUAUAGUGACAUUUUUGAAGAGGAUGUUGGCCAAGUUUCUGGUUUAACUGUCUGGGAGAUAGAGAAUUUUUUACCCAAUGUUGUUGAUGAGGCUCUUCAUGGUAAAUUUUAUGAGGGUGAUUGUUAUAUUGUUUUAAAAACAGAUGAAGAUGAUAAUCAAUGCUUAAGCUGGCAAAUCUACUUCUGGAUUGGUUCCAAUGCUCCACUUGAUAAAAGAGCUUGUUCCGCAAUCCAUGCUGUCAACCUUCGUAACUUUCUUGGUGCACAAUGUCGAACCAUACGAGAAGAACAGGGAGAUGAAUCGGAAGAGUUUCUCUCUCUUUUCCCAGAUCGUAUAAUGUACAUUGAGGGAGGUCGAACAGCUUCCGGAUUCUUUACGGUGGAAGAAGUAGAAGUUGUCCACCGUAUGUAUCGACUCCAUGAACUUCAAGAUAAACAAAGACAACUUUACCUUGAAACAGUAUCACUUUCUUAUGAAUCGUUGGAUCCUCGAUUUGUUUUUGUCCUGGAUGCUGGUUAUUCCAUUUACGUUUGGAAUGGGACAAGGUCAAAAAAUACUAUGAAACAAAAGGCUCGUCUUUUAGCGGAAAAGAUUAAUAAAGAGGAGAGAAAAAAUAAAGCCGAGAUUAUUUUUAUCUCACAAAAUGAGGAAUCAGAUGAAUUUUGGCGGGAGUUAAGUUUAGAUGAAUCAACAAUUAGUACCCUUGUGAUUAAAGACCAUGUAAAUCUUGACCAUUUCAAACCAUGUUAUCCCAUAUUGUACAAAGUUGGCCUGGGAAUGGGUUAUCUUGAACUUCCUCAAGUUCAUUUCAAAGAAGGCAAAUUAUUUCCUUCGCUACUUGAACCUAAAAAUGUCUAUAUCCUUGAUUGCUCGUCAGAUUUAUUUGUUUGGUUGGGUAGGAAAGCCCCUCGUCUAGUCAAAGCUGCUGCCAUAAAAUUGGUUCAAGAAUUGUAUGAUAUGAUUAAAAGGCCGGAACUUGCAUUAAUCACUCGAUGUUUACAAGGAAAUGAACCUCAAGUAUUCAAGUCAAAAUUCAAUGGAUGGGAUGAUGUGAUCGCUGUAGAUUUUACUCGAACUGCUGAUUCAGUUGCUCGAACUGGUGCUAAUUUACAUGAAUGGAUGUCUAAGCAAGAAGUUAAAAUUGAUACAUCAGCACUUUUCAUGCCUAGAGCCAAAUCAAUGGAUCCAGAAGAAGAAGGAAAAUUAAUGGAAGGUUGGAAUGAUGAGCUUAAAGUGAUGGAAGCAUUUGUCCUCGAGGGUAAAAAGUUUGUUCGUUUACCAGAGGAAGAGCUGGGUCACUUUUACUCAGAAGAUUGUUAUGUGUUCUUAUGUCGUUAUUUACCACCCCUUGAAUCGGAUGAAGAAGAAGACGAAGAAGAUGUUCUUGACGAGUAUCAAUGUGUCUCCUACUUUUGGCAGGGUCGUGACGCUUCCAACAUGGGCUGGUUAACCUUUACCUUUGACCUUUUAAAAAGAUAUCAAAGUCAUUUUGGUGAUAAACUGGAAGUGGUUCGAACCCAUCAACAGCAAGAAAAUUAUAAAUUUUUAUCUCAUUUUAAGCGUAAAUUUGUGAUACACACGGGUAAAAGGCCACCGAAAAGUUCAUCACACAAGAACAGUGGUAACUCAUCAUCUUCCUACAAUCGACGAUUCACUCCGGCCUCUGAGUUUUUCUACCUUCGAUCGAAUAGUAACAAAAUUACAACUCGAUGUAUUCAAGUUUUACCCGAUUCGGCAAUUCUAUGUUCGGGUUUCUGUUACAUUCUAGCAAUUCCUGGUGAAGAUUCAUUCGGAACAGCAUAUGUUUGGAAAGGAAAUCAAGCAUCUGAAGAUGAUGGUAAUCUUGCUGAAGAGAUUGCAUCUCAAAUGUACGAUUCUCAGGAUUAUAUUGUCUCGGUUAUUACUGAAGGUGAAGAACCCGAUGAAUUUUGGAAUCAUUUAGGCGGAAAGAAGGCUUACGAAAAAGAUUCUUCUUUUAUGCAAUACACUCGACUAUUCCGAUGUUCUAAUGAUAAAGGUUACUUUUGUGUCUCCGAGAAAUGUAUCGAUUUUUGUCAAGAUGAUCUUGCCGAUGAGGAUAUUAUGAUAUUGGACAAUGGUGAUCAAGUUUUCGUUUGGGUGGGUUCAAGGUGUUCCGAUGUUGAAAUUAAAUUGGCUCUUAAAAGUGCCACCGUUUAUGUACAAAAUAUGAGGAUUAAACAACCAGAUAGACCGAGAAAGUUAAUGUUAACAUUCAAGGGAAAGGAAACUAGGAAAUUCACCAAAUGUUUUCAUGGUUGGUUGAAACAUAAAUCUACAGUUGAUCCAAGGACAGAGUAUCUCCUAAAUAGGAAUGAUGAUCUGGUGGAAGUGUAAAUCAUAACAUCAACAAUUAACAUUCAAUAACUCAAUCAACAAGCAUAAUCACAACAGCAAAAACAAUAACAAUAAUAACAAUUAAACGCUCACAAAGAACAGCAAUAAUAAUAUCAACAAAAAAAAAGAUUGAAACAAAAGGAUAAACAUCUCGUUUACUUCAUUACCUUCAAUACCUUUUAUCCAAUCGCUGAUUAAGUCUAAAUUUAAAUUGUUCAUGUCUCGUCUCCAUGAUCAUAAAUACGAAAAGUUAGAAUUAGAAUCAAAAUAAUAAUCAUCAUCACCAUUGUCUCUCCAAAGUUAAUCACAUACAAACAAGGAAAUUACAAUUUAUGCACACUCACUCGCAUCUCUAUCUCUCUCACUUUCUGCAAUAAUAAUUCUGUGAAAUAAUUAAGAGAAAAAGUUAAUAACCCAGCAACCAAAAGAAGAAACAAAAAAUAAGGACAAUAACUGAUUGGACAAAUUUCUUCUAAUUGUAAAAUACAUUAUUGGAUUACAAUCAACAAUUAAGAUCAAAAAUGAAUGGACAUCAAACAAAAGCCAAGUGCCUACCUGUUUGUUUAUAAAGUAAUUGAUACUUCAAAGAAAUAGUAACAACAAAUAGAAAGAAAAAUCAAACUAAAAAAUUAAUUUGUGACUAUUAAUGAAAAUUUGCUUGAUAUUUGAUUUCAAUCAACAAAUUGAUCAAUGAAAAUUGAUUCUGAUUUUCAUUGUGAUGAAGAUUGAAAAUUAAUAUGUAAUCAUGAUUGUAAAUGUUUUCUAUUCUGUUUUUUUUUAAAUUUCUUUCUCGACAUAAUCUUUAAUCAUCUCUAACUUUAUAUCAUCAACAUCACCACUAUUAUUUACAUUUAUAUAUAUAAUUAUUACAAUUAUUAUCACCAAUCAUUGUCAACUCCCUAUAAAUGUUAAUCAUCUUCUUGAUUCCAAUUGACAACAGCAAUAUUUAAAUCACUAAUCAACCUUUUAAUUGGAUUAACAAGGAAUCAUCAAUAUCCCUUUCCAAUUCAAUUUUUACCACAUUGAUAAAAAAUGAAACUAAUUAUUUGCAAAUGAAAAUCUCUUUAAUCAACAA